Molecule: messenger RNA, 1396 nt
Organism: Acinonyx jubatus (cheetah)
Lineage: Eukaryota; Metazoa; Chordata; Mammalia; Carnivora; Felidae
Product: olfactory receptor 8B3-like
Exons: 2
Coding region: 60-1013 (317 amino acids)
Biological process (GO): sensory perception of smell; G protein-coupled receptor signaling pathway
Cellular component (GO): membrane
Molecular function (GO): olfactory receptor activity; G protein-coupled receptor activity; odorant binding
Source: RefSeq, a predicted model, not a curated record
AGCUGAGUUUUUCUCUUUGUAACUUUUUUCUUCUGUGCUCACAGAUCCCUUUAGAGAAGAUGCCUCCUGGAAAUGGUUCUUUUGUGACUGAAUUCAUUCUGGUGGGGCUAACAGACCUACCAGAUCUCCAGCUCCCUCUGUUCUGCCUGUUUCUAGUCAUGUAUGUGGUCACUGUGUUAGGAAAUUUGGGCUUGAUAACUCUACUUGGACUGAAUUCACACCUACACACCCCAAUGUACUUUUUCCUUUUCAAUUUGUCCUUCAUAGACCUCUGCUAUUCUUCUGUGUUUACACCCAAAAUGCUGACUAACUUUGUAUCAAAGAAAAAUAUUAUCUCCUACAGGGGGUGCAUGACCCAGCUUUACUUUUUCUGUUUUUUUGCUAUUUCUGAAUGCUAUGUGUUGACAUCAAUGGCCUAUGAUCGCUAUGUGGCCAUCUGUAACCCACUGUUGUAUAAUGUUGUCAUGUCCCCUAAAGUGUGUUCCAGCCUUAUGCUUGGUUCAUAUUUGAUGGCAUUUUCGGGUGCUGUGGCUCACACAGGAAGCAUGCUGAGACUGACCUUCUGUGAUGCAAACACCAUCAACCAUUAUUUGUGUGACAUCCUCCCGGUGCUCCAGCUCUCCUGCACAAGCACCUAUGUAAAUGAACUGGUGGUUUUCAUCGUGGUGGGCAUCAACAUCAUUGUGCCCAGUGUCACCAUCUUUGUGUCGUAUGGUUGCAUCCUCUCCAGCAUCCUCCACAUCAGUUCCACUGAGGGCAGGUCCAAAGCGUUCAGCACCUGCAGUUCCCACAUAAUUGCUGUUUCCUUGUUCUUUGGAUCAGGUGCAUUUAUGUAUCUUAAACCAUCUUCUGCUGGGUCUAUGGAUGAGGGGAAAACCUCUUCUGUCUUUUAUACCAAUGUGGUUCCCAUGAUGAACCCUUUAAUCUAUAGUUUAAGAAACAAAGAUGUUAAACUUGCCCUGAGGAAAGUCCUGAAACUUCAAAUUUCAGCUGACACAGCAAUGGCAACUUGAAGGAAACAUUUGGUGAAUAAGCCAAAUUGUGGUAAUGUCUUUACUGGAAAGAAUGUGGAUUUUUUUAAGGUAAGAAAAUGUCAUUUUAUUUUUUAUUUUAUUUUUAAAAUUUAUUUAUUAUUAUUUUUUUACUUUAUUUUAUUUUAUUUUAUUUUUUUAAGUGUAAUUUAUUGUCGAACUGGUUUUCAUGCAACACCCAGUGCUCAUCCCAACAGGUGCCCUCCUCAAUGCCCAUCACCCACUUUCCUCUCUCCCCCAUCCCCCCAUCAACCCUCAUUUUGUUCUCAGUAUUUAAGAGUCUCUUAUGGUUUGCCUCCCUCCCUCUCUGUAACUUUUUUUCCCCUUCCCCUCCCCCAUGGUCUUCUGUUAAGUUUCUCAGGAUC